GUGUAACAGAAUAAUAGUCUAUAGGAAUAGAAUAAAUAAAUAAAUAAUAGUCAUAACCAGAUGAUGGUGUGUGUACUCGGAAGUGGGCAGUACUUAUGUACUUUAUUCAAGUUAUAUUAUUUGCAGCAAGUUGUCGUGUGCAUAUAUAAACUAUAAACAGACAUUGUUGAAUUGCGCAGGCGCUUUUUUGGGCUUUUAACUCGUUCGCCGUUGAGUUGGUUCAAGCAUCGCAAGCACUUUGCUAGUCCUCUCGUGGACGUCUACCGGUCCGGUUUCUGACUUGAUUUACAUUUAUAAUAAAUUUACCACUACAUAUACACACAAACACACAUUAUCACUCGCUAAAAUCAUAAUAAAUAAUCGUGUAUUUACAUUUUAUGCAGUGACGUUUUUUUAAACUUUUAUACGACUAAUUGUCAGACAAAUUUAUUUAUCCUCCAGCACAAUCUGUAAAUUACACUAAUUUCUGUGGGAACUUUUGGCUCUUAAAAUAGUGCUGUGAAACUAAAUAAUCAUGCAUAUUUCGAUACAUAUUUGGAAAUAUUAAUCCUAGUAAAAAUAUCGUUAAUUAAAAAACCAAAACCUAUGCGUUGAUAGAGCGGGAAUUUUUCAAAUUUGAAUGCACUUUUUCACGGUAUUAAUUAAGUCAGCUGUCAUCGAGGGAUUAUUAAUUUUUCAUCGAUUUGUUAUUUCGUUUCGCUUAAUGCUAUUACUCAGCUAAAUUUAUUUGUUAAUAUAAAGUAUUAUAAUUUUAUAAUUUUUUAUAAAUAAAUUAUUUCCGUGCUGUAAAAUUAUAAAAAAUAAUAAUAUUUUUUAUUAUAUUCAUUUUUCCAUUCGUUAAGAGUGUCGUGUUCUAGUGCUUGAGUUUAUUUUUUAGUGGAUCUGAAGAAAAAAAACUUGUCGACCGAGUUCAUUUCGUUAAAAGAAGGUCAAGAGAGUUGGCAGCAGCAUCAUUUGAUACUGCUACUGACUUAAACCAUUGAGCAAAUAUACUUUUUGUCACCUCUGUGCAUAUAUUUGUAUUUGUGUUUUGACAUUCUGCAGCUCUGCGGCAAGAGGGAAAUGUAAAAAAGGAAAAUAACUGAUGAAAAAAGCUGGGAUGGGAAAGGAAGACAAAGGGGUGAUUUUGUAGUGGUCACGUGAUUGGUCGCAUCAAAUGCUGUCAGCAGUGGCAAUUGAAAGCUGGUGUGACUGAAAAUGAGCGCGAUGCAAACGGGACGUGACAACGAACCGGGGCCAAAGCUCGUAGGCUUGCAAACGAACAUUCUAAUUUAUCUAGUACUGUCUCAAUUCCUCAUACAAAUUGGCACGUUUAUAUACCUGUGUGCGUACAUAUCACGGUUGGAGAAUGAGAUUCAAGAGUUAGUUGCUGAGGUUACUGACACUGACGCUGAAAAUACUAUUGACGGUACUAAUGAUUCCGUUAGAAGAAAACGUAGUAGUGCUCUUCCACUUCCUGAAGAUAAUGCGGUCUCUGAGGUCUUUAGGAUUAGGGAUGAAAAAGAUUCAGUGAAGGAGACGAAAAGAGGCACAGCUUCACCGGAAGGAGCACCCGGUGAUACGAUAUCAUCCCUGGUACCCAACAGCGACAGCUGGCUCUGGUUGACGGCUGACACACGUGUACCAUUCGAUGCAAUGGACACAUUGUGCAGAAAAUCUGCAGAAUAUUGUCCGCCAGGAUUACCGGGUAUACCGGGACCACCUGGAGUACCUGGAGACCGCGGAUUACCUGGGAUAGCAGGUCCAAUAGGGCCAGAAGGGCCACCAGGUAUUCCUGGAUACACUGGAGAGCGCGGACCUCGUGGGGAACCCGGGCCACCUGGUCUAGACGGCCGCGAUGGCAUCCCCGGCGAACCUGGGCUCGAUGGCAUCCCUGGCAGAAGUGGCCUUGAUGGAAUUCCGGGUACUGAUGGGAAAUCCGGUCGCGAUGGAAUCCCUGGAUUACCUGGACGAAAUGGCACUGAUGGCAAGCGAGGACUCAAAGGUGCUACUGGAAAUCCCGGACCUCAAGGACCCCCUGGUGCCCGAGGAGAACGUGGUAUUCCUGGAACUCCGGGCAAAGACGGGAGUCCUGGAAUGCCCGGAGUGGUGGCAUGGGAAGUCAGGAGAAAUGACAGCAAAACCAAUGAACUGCUCAUACCGCCCUCUAUUCUCAGUGAAAACUUGCCGCAACAUGUUACUUCUGUGCCAGAACGGUCAUAUUUACAGUUGCAGUGUGGAGCCAGUGGUAAUCCGAGGCCAGUUAUCCAGUGGUCGAAAAUCAGUGGUAUGGCCAUACCUAUGGGCUCUUGGCACGUUUCGUCAGUAAUUGGAACUAUUCUAAAUAUUACUGUUGUUAACCGAGAGCAUAUGGGCGAAUACAUGUGUAUAGCUGACAACGGAAUACCACCCCCGGCGAGUUACAAAUUUCGGCUCGAGGUACAAUUUCCACCUUUCAUUAGAGUAUGUCACCAAGUUAUAAAAGUCCAGUUAGGCGGAAUGGCGAUAUUAGAAUGCGAGGUCGAAGCUUUUCCGGAGCCAACAACAUGGUGGGAAAGAGACGACGGCAAACCCUUGGACAUAUCGCCAAAACACCGAAUGGAAAUUUAUGACAAAAGAGAUCUAUACAAAUUCAAAAUGCGUCUCAACAUCACCAAAAUAACUUAUCAAGAUCACGGGUCUUAUCACUGUACCGCUAAAAAUACAAUGGCCAUAACAAAGGGCACAGUGAUGGUUUAUGAUGGCACAAAAAAAGUAUCGAUGGAUAGUGGAGAGUUACGACGGGAGGUGGUUUAUGGUGAGCGUCCACCCAAAAAAGUUGAUAUCCAUGAUAUUUGUCCGCCUCAACUCAGUUGUGACAAUUGUCCUCAAAAUAAAUGCGGUUUUUCCGACUUCGGCGGAUGUUUCGACAUCAGGCCACUCGCUACACAUGAUAAUUACACUGGAUUGCCUCCUCGGCAGGGUGUGGGCAUACUGGAAGCCGUUGGGAAACCCGUAUUCAAAGGGAAUAUGGAUGAUACUCACGGAUAUUGGAUGUAUGAUGCUCUACCCAGAACAGAAUCUAUAUCUGAGAAACUAUGGGUUACACGUAGUAACAAUUCCUGGUAUAUUUUUGAAUAUAAUAAAAAAGAUGAUGUCAAGAGAGGUCAAUCACGUGCUAUACGUUUACCCUAUCCAUUCAAGGGUAAUGGUCAUGUUGUGUACAAUGGAUCAUUUUUCUACAACCCAGAAAAUCGAUCGUCGAUAUAUAGGUUGGAUUUAAGUACUGCCCAAACAACUCACAAUACACCGCACUAUAGCAUGGAAUUAAUUUUACCAGGAUUAAAAAUAAACAAUAAUAAUUAUUUGUACUCACGUGACCACGACUCGAGUUACGUGGAUUUUGAUGUAGACGAAAAUGGUUUAUGGGUCAUUUAUGGUCUGCCGUUAAACUAUACAGCUGUGCUAAAAGUUGAUAUCGUAAAAAUGAGAGCUCAACAAGCCUGGAAUAUAAGCAUCGAUCAUCAUAGAUUCGGAGAAAUGUUUAUUGCAUCCGGUGUUCUUUAUGCAGUUCACAAUGUGACUGGUCCUAGUCUGGAAAUACGACUAGCGCUGGAUUUAUACAGGCACGCGAUACUAGAUGUACACUUGUCCUUUUCGAAUCCGUAUCGCAAAACGACAAUGAUACGUUAUAAUCACAGGAUGAAAGAAUUGUAUACGUGGGACAAAGGAAAUUUACUAGCAUAUCCGGUUAAAUAUCAAGACACUAAUAAUACAAGUGGACUAUAUUAAUUGUAUAUUUUGAAAUAAGAAACCAAUAAAACUAAAUAAAGUAAAAUUAAAUUAUAAGAUAAUAAUUGAUCAAUUUACAAGAGUAUUGCGAGCCAGAAGUUUGAGCUUCUGAUCUGCGGGAAAAGUUUUAAAGUUUCACCAAGAUCUGUCUUUUAAUUAAAUAGCGUCAGUAUCGAGUUACUUCCGGGUAUCGUCGACUUACGAAGACGAUCACGUGAUUGAAUUCUCUCUGAGCACAAUCAAUAAUUAUAAUUAUAAUUAUAAUUAAAAAACUUGCUGUCAUAAUUUCUCAUUUUUAUUAUGUUUUUUUAACUUUAAUAUAUAUCUGAUAUUUAUUAGUAUAAAUAUAAAUAUAUAUAAUAUAUAACUAAUAAUUUUUUAUGUAUGUUAAAUAAAGAUAAUUAUAUAAUUAAA
Molecule: messenger RNA, 4164 nt
Organism: Microplitis mediator
Lineage: Eukaryota; Metazoa; Arthropoda; Insecta; Hymenoptera; Braconidae
Exons: 16
Coding region: 1198-3750 (850 amino acids)
Biological process (GO): signal transduction
Source: RefSeq, a predicted model, not a curated record